Molecule: messenger RNA, 3548 nt
Organism: Hirundo rustica (Barn swallow)
Lineage: Eukaryota; Metazoa; Chordata; Aves; Passeriformes; Hirundinidae
Gene: EFCAB7
Product: EF-hand calcium binding domain 7
Exons: 12
Coding region: 278-1915 (545 amino acids)
Molecular function (GO): calcium ion binding
Source: RefSeq, a predicted model, not a curated record
GAGGAGCCCGGCAGGGCUGCGGCGCUGAAACCGAGAGCCCCGGGGCCGAGAGCGAGAGCCACGGAGCCGAGACCGAGGCCGAGAUCGAGACCGGCGUCGCUGCGGGGUCGUGGGGUCCCGCUGUGCGCGCCCUUGAAACCCCCUGUGCCCGCUAGGGAGGGAGGUGACGAGAUCCGUGCGGGGAAAUUUUCCCGGUUUCAGGUGGACGAGGCCGGAGCAGGGCAGAGCUUCCCUGUGCGAAUGCGGGUUCUGUGUGGAUGAGCCUCGGACGUGAAGGAUGGCCAGCGCUCCUGGGAAUCAGAAAGCCACACACUCAGAAAAUUCCCAAGGGAGGAAGUCCCAGCAUGCAGAAGAAGCCAUUUUUUACAUGAACUGCAGAGCAGCUUAUCUGACUGUCUUAAAAAGCAGCUUGGAAAAUAUUAAAUCAAAAGAACAACUCAGUUUAGUCCUUCAACAGGCUGGAAGAAAUCCCUCUCAGAAGACCAUUGACAAAUACUGGACUUCACAAACAACUUCACUGAAUUUUGAUGAUUUUUGUGCUAUUUUAAAAAAAGAAAAGCCAACUACAAAAAAUGAACUGCUCGAAGCAUUUGGGAAAAUAGACACAGAAAAGGCUGGAUAUAUUUUACAUGAUGAACUUUGUAAAAUUCUUACAACAAGAGGUGAUAAAAUGACCUGGGAGGAAGUGACCAGCAUUACUAAACAAGCUGAUUUUAACUGCAAUGGCAAACUCGACUACAACAAGUUCUGUGAGCUGUACCUGACCACCAGUGAGCAGUGCUGCAGAGCUGCAAGGGCCAGGCUGGAAAGUGACCCUCGACUGAGGCAGCAGCACUUUGGGAAUCAAACUGGAAAUUUCUCUGAAGGGAUGUCAAAACCAUCCCCGAGGGUCUCCAGGAAAACUGAUCACAAACUGCCUAAAGGUGACAGCAGAACUCCUUCAAGGCCUUCAUCAGCUCAAGGCAGCAAAGCUUCCACCUCCACCAGUGUCACUGUGGGUGCCAGCAGCAGCAGGAACACAAAGCUAAUUAUUGAGCCUGACACAAUGAAGGAAUGGCAAUGUGCACAGUCCAAAGGCUGCUUCUACCUGGAGGAAGAUGGGGAAAUCAUCAGUCACAAGUACAGGCUGCAGCUACCCCAAAGAUCUGCAGUGUGUAUCACCAUCAAGCCUUACAACAUUCCCCAGGCAGAGGGAAAAUCUUGUCACUGGUUGUCAGUGGAUACAGCUUUGUUUAUUCUGAAGGAAAGUGAAACCCAAGAGAAUCUGCAGCUUGUCAGCUUUACUGACCUCCAAAACGAAGAGAUGUUUGGCUGGAGAGGGGAGCUUGGAGCUGGGGUUUACUGGCUGCUCCCUUUCACAACUGGCUGCAGGCUGAGGAAGGUAAAAACCCAAAUUGCUGGAGAAGCCAAACUGCUGUGCAGGGAUGAAGAUGGAGAGCUGGCUCUCACCGAAGAAUUCCGUCUCCUGUCCUUUGCUUUGCUUCAUUCUGCUGUGUGUGCCACUGACCUUCUGCUGAGAACGAUUCUUCCCCUUCCUAGUUGUUUUGUAGCUGCCAAAACCCACAGGGUUUGUAAUCCUGGAUCACAUGGGGAAGGAAACUGUCACAGAGAAUUUCGAGAUGAAGAAGAACGAGCUAACGAGACAAGGAUUUCUGGAUUUGAACCUCAUGGAAGCCAACGACCGCGACGGGGACCCUUGGGACCUUUGGGUCACUUUGUUGUCCCUGGGCUACAACAAAGCCUUAGAAAUGACAGAGGUGGGAGAGCCACAGGGCAGAACUCGGUGCACGUGGAGCUGCUGGGAUUUUGUGUCUGCCGCAAACCCAUUGCAGGAGGGCAGGGACCCGCUGCCGCUGUCGUUGUCCUGAUUCUCAGCGCUUGGAGCUUUGAAAAAAGAAAUGUUCCUUUGCUUUAGAGGAAGCCAGGAUGUCGUGGGGUUAUAGAGGAAGGGAUUUUUGGAUUGGGUGUGUUAAAAGAAUUCAUGCACUCGGUUGGUGAGGAGUGAGAACAGGAUAAGGAUGGUAAACUGUGAUCUGUCAGCAAAUUUAGGAAAAAACAGGACUUUUUCUCCUGAAAAAAAAGUCGAUUUUGUGGCCCAAACCGCAACAGAAGUGGAUAAAGAUAAUUUUCUCCCACAUGAUUCAUAAUUCCUAGUUUCCAGACAUAACUGUUGCUGUUAUUGUUGCCUUUCACAACAGUGUCUGAAGAGGUUCAAAAGAAAAUUUUCAUGCUUCAUUAAAAUUUUUGGGUUUGGGUCACACGCUAUUUUGCAGCACCAGGGAUUAUUUCUGUGAUGUUUCUGUGCACUUAAAGAUUUUAUUAUUUAUUUAUUUUUAUAUCCUGCAAUGCGUAUUUCUGAUGUUACUAAUUCUUUCUAAAGAAAGAGGAUCUCUUUUAUGACGAGGAAAAAAAGAGAUGAAAAAUCAAAGCAUUAAAUAUACAGAUAAUGAAAUCAUUUAAUUCCUAGGAAAGGCAGAUUUUUAGGAUCACAGUCUGAUAAUAUUAUUUAACUCUGUUAAAGAGGUCAAUAUAUAAAAUAUAUAAAGACCUAAAAAUAGCCGUCGUGAGAGACAUCAGUUGUCUCUCAGGGAAAAUUUUGGGAUGGUGCUGAGGGAUUUAAGGAUGAGCAGCUCCUUUCCUUGUGGCUGGCAGAGCUCCUGCGUGGCUGCUUUUCUGCAUUUCAGCCACAAGAGAGAGCCCUCCUCCAGGAAAGAGCAUUUUGGGGAGGUUUUUUCUCCAGUCUGGAAUUUCAGGAGGGUGUUUUGUGCCUUGUUCCAGCUGCGGUUUCUGGCUCCAGCCUUUCCUUUCCAAAGGACAGCACAGCUCUCAAAUUCUUCAGUAAUGAAUCUAAAAGUGUCUCUCCCUUAACUCUGCAAUUCCUUGAUUUCAAAUAACUGAAGAUUGAUGUUUUGGGAGCGCUGAGACAGAACUUGAGAAAUCCUGGCAGAUUCCUACGGCCUUUAGGAAGGAAUUAAGGCGCUGUGAAAAUACAAACCCCAGGUUGUUACACCAGGAGUAAAAUGUAGCCAGUGCAACGUUGCAGGGGUGUUAAAUCUGUCUGGAGUGGCACAAACAGCAACAGUGUGACAGGUUUAUUUCAGACCCUGGAAUACAUUCGGAUUUCAUCCUCAUUCCUGGACACUUUGCUGUCCAAGGAAAGGUUUGCUGUGUUGAACUGUGUCAGGUGUACUGGGAAUGGCAUGAAAAAGGCCAGUUGUGCUUUGUUUUUUUAUUUGGUGUAAAAGAUUGCCACAGCUCAUGGUUUAUAAUGUUUAAUAUUCAGGGAAAUAUUUACAUCAGGGUCAUUCUAGUUCAAAUGUGAAAACACUUAGGAGCUGUGGGUGAAAAUCUGAGGGGAAAAUGUACAGCUUGAGUGAUGCUAAAACUCAUCUUCUUCACUCCAGGCCUGCCCCUUUGUCGUUGGCAUCUGUGCAGAGAGGUGCAAACCCAGAAUUAAAGCCAUUUCUCUGGAGGCAGGGGGCUCCCAGCUGAGCAGAGCUGUCUGCAGGUCUGUGCUUAAUAAAGGAGAGGCCAAAGUGCUGCAGGGC